Molecule: messenger RNA, 1377 nt
Organism: Saccharomyces eubayanus
Lineage: Eukaryota; Fungi; Ascomycota; Saccharomycetes; Saccharomycetales; Saccharomycetaceae
Gene: TEF2
Product: translation elongation factor EF-1 alpha
Exons: 1
Coding region: 1-1377 (458 amino acids)
Biological process (GO): translational elongation; translation
Molecular function (GO): GTP binding; translation elongation factor activity; GTPase activity
Source: RefSeq, a predicted model, not a curated record
AUGGGUAAAGAGAAGUCUCAUAUUAACGUCGUCGUUAUCGGUCAUGUCGAUUCUGGUAAGUCUACCACUACCGGUCAUUUGAUUUACAAGUGUGGUGGUAUUGACAAGAGAACCAUCGAAAAGUUUGAAAAGGAAGCCGCCGAAUUAGGUAAGGGUUCUUUCAAGUACGCUUGGGUUUUGGACAAGUUAAAGGCUGAAAGAGAAAGAGGUAUCACCAUUGAUAUCGCUUUGUGGAAGUUCGAAACUCCAAAGUACCAAGUUACCGUUAUUGAUGCUCCAGGUCACAGAGAUUUCAUCAAGAACAUGAUUACUGGUACUUCUCAAGCUGAUUGUGCUAUCUUGAUUAUUGCUGGUGGUGUCGGUGAAUUCGAAGCCGGUAUUUCCAAGGAUGGUCAAACCAGAGAACACGCUUUGUUGGCUUUCACCCUAGGUGUUAGACAAUUGAUUGUCGCUGUCAACAAGAUGGACUCCGUCAACUGGGACGAAUCCAGAUUCCAAGAAAUUAUCAAGGAAACCGCUAACUUCAUCAAGAAGGUUGGUUACAACCCAAAGACUGUUCCAUUCGUCCCAAUCUCUGGUUGGAACGGUGACAACAUGAUUGAAGUCACCACUAACGCUUCUUGGUACAAGGGUUGGGAAAAGGAAACCAAGGCCGGUGUCGUCAAGGGUAAGACUUUGUUGGAAGCCAUUGAUGCCAUUGAAAUGCCAUCCAGACCAACUGACAAGCCAUUGAGAUUGCCAUUGCAAGAUGUUUACAAGAUCGGUGGUAUCGGAACUGUGCCAGUCGGUAGAGUUGAAACCGGUGUUAUCAAGCCAGGUAUGGUUGUUACUUUCGCCCCAGCCGGUGUUACCACUGAAGUCAAGUCCGUUGAAAUGCAUCACGAACAAUUGGAACAAGGUGUUCCAGGUGACAACGUUGGUUUCAACGUCAAGAAUGUUUCCGUCAAGGAAAUCAGAAGAGGUAACGUCUGUGGUGACUCCAAGAACGAUCCACCAAAGGCUGCUGCUUCUUUCAACGCUACCGUCAUUGUUUUGAACCAUCCAGGUCAAAUCUCUUCCGGUUACUCUCCAGUUUUGGAUUGUCACACUGCCCACAUUGCUUGUAAAUUCGACGAAUUGUUGGAAAAGAACGACAGAAGAUCUGGUAAGAAGUUGGAAGACCAUCCAAAAUUCUUGAAGUCCGGUGACGCUGCUUUGGUUAAAUUCAUUCCAUCUAAGCCAAUGUGUGUUGAAGCUUUCAGUGAAUACCCACCAUUAGGUAGAUUCGCUGUCAGAGACAUGAGACAAACCGUCGCUGUCGGUGUUAUCAAGUCUGUUGACAAGACCGAAAAGGCCGCUAAGGUUACCAAGGCUGCCCAAAAGGCUGUUAAGAAAUAA